Hippopotamus amphibius kiboko is the source of this 5273-nucleotide messenger RNA. RefSeq names its product solute carrier family 4 member 10 (gene SLC4A10). Gene Ontology annotation, biological process: transmembrane transport; bicarbonate transport; regulation of intracellular pH. NCBI's taxonomy places the organism in Eukaryota, Metazoa, Chordata, Mammalia, Artiodactyla, Hippopotamidae. The record is from RefSeq and is a predicted model, not a curated record. The coding region runs from base 16 to 3309 and encodes 1097 amino acids. Gene Ontology annotation, cellular component: plasma membrane; basolateral plasma membrane. The transcript has 25 exons. Gene Ontology annotation, molecular function: sodium:bicarbonate symporter activity; monoatomic anion transmembrane transporter activity; solute:inorganic anion antiporter activity.
GACCAGGGAGCCCAAAUGGAGCCGCUGCUGCCUACGAGAAAUGAUGAGGAGGCAGUUGUGGAUAGAGGUGGAACUCGUUCUAUUCUCAAAACACACUUUGAGAAAGAAGAUUUAGAAGGUCAUCGGACACUAUUUAUUGGCGUUCAUGUGCCCCUGGGAGGAAGAAAAAGCCAUCGACGUCACAGGCAUCGUGGUCAUAAACACAGAAAGAGAGACAGAGAGAGAGAUUCGGGACUAGAGGAUGGAAGGGAGUCACCUUCCUUUGACACCCCAUCACAGCGGGUACAGUUUAUUCUUGGGACUGAGGAUGAUGACGAAGAGCACAUCCCUCAUGACCUCUUCACGGAACUGGAUGAGAUUUGCUGGCGUGAAGGUGAGGAUGCUGAGUGGCGAGAAACAGCCAGGUGGCUGAAGUUUGAAGAAGAUGUGGAAGAUGGUGGGGAAAGGUGGAGCAAGCCUUAUGUGGCUACUCUUUCAUUGCACAGCUUGUUUGAGCUGAGAAGUUGUAUUCUGAAUGGAACUGUAUUGCUGGACAUGCAUGCCAACACUUUAGAAGAAAUUGCAGAUAUGGUCCUUGAUCAACAAGUGAGCUCAGGUCAGCUCAAUGAGGAUGUACGCCACAGGGUCCAUGAGGCACUGAUGAAACAGCAUCACCACCAGAAUCAGAAAAAACUUACCAAUAGGAUUCCCAUUGUUCGUUCCUUUGCUGAUAUUGGCAAGAAACAAUCAGAACCAAAUUCCAUGGAUAAAAAUGCAGGUCAGGUUGUUUCUCCCCAGUCUGCUCCAGCCUGUGUUGAAAAUAAAAAUGAUGUGAGCAGGGAAAACAGCACUGUUGACUUCAGCAAGGUUGAUCUGCAUUUUAUGAAGAAGAUUCCUCCAGGUGCCGAAGCUUCAAACAUCUUAGUUGGGGAACUGGAAUUUCUGGAUCGAACUGUAGUGGCAUUUGUCAGGUUGUCUCCAGCUGUAUUGCUUCAAGGACUGGCUGAAGUCCCAAUCCCAACCAGAUUUUUGUUCAUUCUUCUGGGACCCCUGGGAAAGGGUCAACAGUACCAUGAGAUUGGCAGAUCAAUUGCAACCCUAAUGACAGAUGAGGUAUUUCAUGAUGUUGCUUACAAAGCUAAAGACCGUAACGACUUGGUGUCAGGAAUUGAUGAAUUUCUGGAUCAGGUUACUGUUCUCCCUCCUGGAGAAUGGGAUCCGAGCAUUCGAAUAGAGCCACCCAAAAAUGUUCCUUCCCAGGAGAAGAGGAAGAUUCCUGCUGUACCAAAUGGCACAGCAGCUCAUGGGGAAGCCGAGCCCCACGGAGGACAUAGUGGACCCGAACUCCAGCGAACCGGAAGGAUUUUUGGGGGACUUAUUUUAGAUAUCAAAAGAAAAGCUCCAUACUUCUGGAGUGACUUCAGAGAUGCUUUCAGCCUGCAGUGCUUAGCAUCUUUUCUGUUUCUCUACUGCGCGUGUAUGUCACCUGUCAUUACAUUUGGAGGCCUGCUGGGAGAAGCAACUGAAGGUCGAAUAAGUGCAAUCGAAUCCCUCUUUGGAGCGUCCAUGACUGGGAUAGCCUAUUCUCUCUUUGGUGGACAGCCUCUUACCAUAUUAGGCAGUACAGGACCAGUUUUGGUGUUUGAAAAGAUUUUGUUUAAAUUUUGCAAAGAAUAUGGGCUGUCAUAUCUAUCUUUAAGAGCUAGUAUUGGACUUUGGACUGCAACCCUGUGUAUCAUACUUGUGGCCACUGACGCAAGCUCCCUUGUCUGCUAUAUCACCCGGUUUACUGAAGAAGCUUUUGCUUCUCUUAUUUGCAUCAUUUUCAUUUAUGAGGCCCUGGAGAAAUUGUUUGAACUCAGUGAAGCAUAUCCAAUCAACAUGCAUAAUGAUUUGGAACUGCUGACACAAUACUCGUGUAAUUGUGUGGAACCACAUAAUCCUAGCAAUGAUACAUUGAAGGAAUGGAGGGAGUCCAAUAUUUCUGCCUCCGACAUAAUUUGGGAGAACCUAACUGUGUCGGAAUGCAAAUCAUUGCAUGGAGAGUACGUUGGACGAGCCUGUGGCCAUGAACACCCAUAUGUUCCAGAUGUUUUAUUUUGGUCAGUGAUCCUGUUCUUUUCCACAGUUACUCUAUCAGCCACACUGAAGCAGUUCAAGACUAGCCGCUAUUUUCCAACCAAGGUUCGAUCCAUAGUGAGCGACUUUGCUGUCUUUCUUACUAUUCUAUGUAUGGUUUUAAUUGACUAUGCCAUUGGGAUCCCAUCUCCAAAACUACAAGUACCAAGUGUUUUCAAGCCCACCAGAGAUGAUCGUGGCUGGUUUGUUACACCUUUAGGUCCAAAUCCAUGGUGGACAGUAGUAGCUGCUAUUAUUCCAGCUUUACUUUGUACUAUUCUAAUUUUUAUGGACCAGCAGAUUACAGCCGUCAUCAUCAACAGAAAAGAGCAUAAGCUAAAGAAAGGUUGUGGGUACCAUCUGGAUCUAUUGAUGGUGGCUGUCAUGCUUGGUGUGUGCUCCAUCAUGGGCCUGCCGUGGUUUGUGGCUGCCACUGUCCUCUCCAUCACUCAUGUCAACAGCCUAAAACUGGAAUCAGAAUGUUCAGCUCCAGGAGAACAACCCAAAUUUCUUGGCAUUCGAGAGCAAAGGGUUACUGGGCUUAUGAUUUUUAUUCUUAUGGGUUCAUCAGUCUUUAUGACCAGUAUUCUGAAGUUUAUUCCUAUGCCAGUGCUAUAUGGAGUUUUCCUUUAUAUGGGUGCUUCAUCACUGAAAGGAAUUCAGUUCUUUGAUAGAAUAAAGCUCUUCUGGAUGCCGGCAAAACAUCAACCAGAUUUUAUAUAUCUAAGGCAUGUACCACUUCGAAAAGUCCAUCUCUUCACAGUUAUUCAGAUGAGUUGCCUUGGCCUUUUGUGGAUAAUAAAAGUUUCAAGAGCUGCUAUUGUCUUCCCCAUGAUGGUGUUAGCUCUGGUAUUUGUAAGAAAGUUGAUGGACUUUUUGUUUACCAAACGGGAACUCAGCUGGUUGGAUGAUUUAAUGCCUGAGAGUAAGAAAAAGAAACUAGAAGAUGCUGAAAAAGAAGAAGAACAAAGUAUGCUAGCUAUGGAAGAGGAGGGCACAGUACAACUCCCAUUGGAAGGGCACUAUAGAGAUGAUCCUUCUGUGAUCAAUAUUUCUGAUGAAAUGUCAAAGACUGCCUUGUGGAGGAACCUUCUGAUUACUGGCGAUAACUCAAAAGAUAAGGAGUCAAGCUUUCCUUCUAAAAGCAUUGAAAGCCGAAAAGAGAAGAAAGCUGACUCAGGGAAAGGUGUUGACAGGGAGACUUGUCUAUGACUUGAUCUUCAAUUUAUUUUUUACAUAUAUAUGAGAAGAGUGCCACAAUUAUUCAUAAAACUGCUUUGAUCAUGUAUUAUAAAUUCUGUCUUUCAUCCCAAAUCCACCUUCAUACUGUAAGUAGUGCAAUACGUUUCAUUUCUGUGUUUAAACUUCUGAACAGUGAGACACCCUUGUGAACAUAUACAAUAGCUAAUACAAGAAUCUCUGUGUUCUUUGCUGUAUUUUAGACAUUUGUAAACACUAGAUUCUCAUUGUCAGUUUUACGAGAGCAAUAGCUUUCUUAAAGAGAUAAGUCAUAUUUACCUAGUUUGUAUUUUCCUACUUAGGGACCUGAAGAUACCUGAUAAUUUCAUUCAGAAGAAUUUUGAAAGGUAGUCUUACUUCUUUUUAUUUUUUAUAGCUUAGCGUUAGUGACUUAUUUCAAAAGACCCAAAUCGAAAAGUUAGUUUGAAAAGCAUUUUUUAAAUAAUUGUAUUUAUGCAUUUCCUUGAUUUAAUAUGAUACAUUUAAUACUUAAGAAUUUAUAUGUAACUAAAACUUAAAGUCAUUUUGAAAAAUAUAUAUGGAAACCUAUUCACAACUUGUUUAAAAGAAUCAGAUACUGAUGCAAACCGUCAAGUAGUAUUUGCUUAAUAUUCAAGUUGUGAUUACGUGAUCAAAUACUAGGCUUGUAUGAAAUGCUUUAGAAAAACUGUAGGUUUUGUGAGAUUUUCGAUAUAAAUCUUUAUCAGAAAUAUGCUGUUAAGUUUACCUCCCAUUGACAAGUGUUUUCCGAAUAAACCUACUAUAUACAUACUUGUGGAAUGCCACAUGGUGAGUCAUUGUACAUGAAAUUCCACUCCUGUACAGUUAUUCCACUGCUAAAGGUCAUGGACUGCUUAAUGCUGCUUCUGAAUCACGUUCUAAUGUUAGACUGACAGGUCUCCAAUUGUCAUUAUUUUUCUGCAGAGCUCUUUUCCACUUUUUAAUUAAAUGCAUGUUGUAGAAAAAGAAUCUUUUAAAUAAAAAUUUCAGAUUCCAUUUGAGAAGCUUCUGUAGAUAUUUCAGUCCAUAUGAAAUAAUCCAUCUUUACUAAGUUUAUACAAGAGGAAGGAAAGUUAAGAAAUUUUGAGCAUUACCAAGAAUACAGUAUUUUAUUUCACUUCAAAUGAAUGUGAAUUAAUACAGACGAAAUCUCAUAGUGCUCGUUUCCUAAGACUUGCCAAUGAUCGUCAACCUUAUGAUCUUCAGUGUCCAGUUUUACAAUAAUUCACAGCUCUGUGGCUUUUCCAAACUAUUAAUUAAUAUUCUGAGUAUAAGUGCACAUGAAAAGUGGAAAAAAAAAAACCAACACAAAAUUCCUCUUGUGAUUAAGCUUAUGAAGGAAAUAAACAACAAAGCCUCCACUAGGUUCAACAUUUUGAUGCCUUCUAUAAAAUUCCCCUUACAGUCUUUCAAGGAGCCAUUUCUUUUACGGAACAUAAGCCUAAAAAAUAUGAGAAGAGUCUGUAGUUAAUAAAGUCUGUGUUUAUAAAUGCCAAGGAAAAAUACAGAAACCUUGCAUUCCAAAUGCAUUGCCUUUGUGUAUUUUAUAUUACAGAUAAUACAUGUAAACAUUCCCAUCGUUUUAUGAUUUAGACUAGCUAUACAUGCCAGUCAGUCCCCCAAGCAGCCUCCUAGUGUUUUAAUAUAUUAAUAACUGUUCUGUUUAAAACGAUCAUAGUGGAUACAAACCUUCACAUGAUCACCUAUUUGAAUAAGCGCUCAUAUCCAAGGAAAUUCUGUAUUUCUGAGUAUUUUUAUAGUCAUUUUGUUCUUGUGUGAAUUUUAAUGCUAUCCCUAUGUUAAUCUUAAUAUUUUGAAAUCAUAUGAAAUAUAAGAAAAAUGUAGUGUUAUAUAUCCCCUCCUAAUUUCAGAUUCCUGGUCAAAAUUACUGAAUAUCCUGAACGUAAUUUAUUGCAAAGUUUUAAGUAAUGUGUAAA